AUGUACGCACACGGUGCUCGCAUACCGCAGCCACCUCAUAGCGCUGGAAUGACCCUCCAAGGACUUCGAACGCACAUUGAUCCAAGCCAAGUACCUUCUCCAGUCGACGGAAUUGAAGCAGACCGUGACAAAUGGGAGAAAGAGGUAUACAUGACUUUACCCGGAAGUCACGUCCCUCUUUCCACGACGAAUUGUGUGGCUAUUGAUCAAGGCAAUUCUUCUUCAAGAUUCAUUCGUAUGUCGACCUGGAAUAUUCCCAGCACGUCCCGGCUAGCUAGAGAACUUGACAUACCCAUUGUCGCCGUCAUACAACCUUUCGCUGACACCGACCCGAGAGAAGAAGAAGUUCCCAUAGUUGAAUCUGGACCUGCUGGACCUGUACGAUGCGCGCUCUGCCGAGGAUACAUCAAUGCAUGGUGUACUUUCACGGCUGGAGGGGGUCGUUGGAAGUGUAAUCUAUGCGGACAUGAGACAGAAGUCACCCCAGACUACUUCUGCAACCUCGACGCGAACCUUCGACGACUCGACCAUGAACAGCGGCCAGAGUUGAACAAGGGUACAGUCGACUUUGCCGUUGGUGAAAACUACUGGGCGCCUCAUCCACCGCCUAGGUUAUCUCCGUCGUACUAUACCGUAGAACCCCCGCCGACCACUCCAAAUCGGAAACCUCAGCCCAUGGCCUAUUUGUUCGCUUUGGACGUCUCGCAAGAGGCUGUUCAGUCAGGGUUUCUAAGAGCAGCAUGUGCAUCACUACGAUCGAUCUUGUAUGGUGGGAUUGGCGCGGACGGGAGCGAGAUCCAACCAUGCUUCCCUACAGAAUCAGUGUUGGGGAUCAUCACCUACGACGAAACAUUGCAUUUUUAUGAUUUAUCGUCUGACUCUGAUCAAGCGCGGUUGCUGGUCGUCUCAGACAUCGAUGAAGUCUUUGUGCCACUACGAGAUGGGCUGCUAGCACACCCUCAAGGCUCUCGAACAGUGAUCGAAAGCCUACUGGCUCAGCUUCCAGAUCGCCAUGAAAGCACUUUGAUUGCAAGAUCUUGUCUAGGUUCCGCUCUCUGUGCAGCUCUCGCCUCACUGGCCGGCCGAGGCGGCCAAGUGGUCGUCUUCCAGAGCUGUCUUCCAACUAUUGGUGCUGGCGCGCUUGAGCCACGGUCUGACGAGGGCAAGCUAUAUGACACUGAUAAGGAGCGAUCCCUGUAUAGGCCCCAAAACACUUCCUGGCAAAAUAUCGCCGAAUACCUCGCCGAGGAGGGUGUAGGUGUGAGUAUGUUCCUUGGGAUGAGAGAAUUUAUCGAUGUGGGCUCGAUAGGUGUCGUCGCCUCCAUCACCGGCGGAGAACUUUUCUUUCAUCCUCGGUUCGACAUAAGGCGCGACGGCCCGACCUUUGAUUCGCAAAUUCGACGCCUGGUAUCUCGCACUACGGGAUAUAGUUGUGCGUUGCGGGUACGCUGCUCCGACGGCUUGCGAAUAGAAAAGCAUUAUGGAAAUUUCAACCAGCGUACAGCGACGGACCUGGAAUUCGGCACAUUGGACGCGGACAAGGCCGUUUCUGUGCUCAUCGAGCAUACCCGGUCACUCGAUGAGCGACAGUACGCAUUCUUGCAAUGUGCGGUGCUAUAUACGACGGUGGGAGGCCAUCGGAGGGUGCGGGUUUGUAACCUGGCGCUCCAAGUCGCAGCCCUGGCCGGUUCUGUCUUCCGUUUCGCAGACAUGGACGCUCUCGUCGUGCAUAUGCUACGGCAUUCGAUAUCAGAGUUAGCUACGAAAAAAAUGUCCAUGAUUCGAGACGACCUCACCGAGAUGUGUUCAGCCAUCCUGUAUUCGUACCGGAGAAAUUGUGCAGCGUCGACUUCCGCUAGUCAGCUCAUCAUCCCCGAAGCGUUCCGUGCCUUGCCGAUGUAUUCUCUCGCGAUCCACAAGAGCAAACCAUUGAAAGCCCGCAAUGUCUCUUCUGACGUGCGCAACUUCCACGCUCACCGGCUAUCUGCUCUCAGCGUGCGCAGCACGAUGUUUCAUCUAUAUCCGCGUCUGCUCGCGAUCCACGAUCUCGACGACCAGAUCGCUCUUCCGAACGCUGAAGGGUGGGUCGACAUGCCGUCGCUCAUGCGGGCCAGCCACCUAUUCAUGGUCGCUCACGGGAUAUAUCUCGUUGAUAAUGAGGACAUGAUGAUAUUGUGGAUAGGGGCAGGUGCCUCACCGCAGCUGCUUCUCGACAUGUUUGGUGUCGAUGAUUUCGCGAACCUAGACCCGCAUCUGUCCGAGCUCCCAGUUCUCCAUACGCGCUUGUCGGCGCAGAUUCGGAACAUCGUAGCCCAACGACGGACGGAACGUGGCGGACGCGCCACAAAGAUGCUCGUCGCACGACAGAACGUCGACGCGUCCGAAAUUGAGUUCAGUGACUUGCUCGUGGAAGACCAGAACAACGCCUCGCUGUCCUACAUUGACUAUCUGUCUCUGGUCCACAAGCAAAUUGCCGCGGCGAUGCAGAACGGCAUCUCCUUGUCCUCUUCUGCGAGUGUGAAAGCAAUCUGGUAACACAGCGGGGAACUCGCAUACUUGAGUGCCUUGGCCAUUGCAUAUUGAAUCUCCUUCUGUGUCUAUUUCUCGUAACCAGGCUAUCAAUGUAUGGAAGGUAUAUUUGCAUAGAAAGGAACGACUAUCUUCGGCGUAAUACUCGCACAGAAGGGAAGCUGAAUACAUGAGAGGAGAUGGAUAGAAGGAGAAGAAAAAAAGAGUAAAUAAACAACAAGCGAUUAAGGAGUGUGUAUAGCCAAACAUGUGCGGCGCCAUGACAAAGGAGAGAGUCCUAAGAAUGGAUCAAAUCAAGAUAAUAGAAAAAUACCAAGCAUACUGGAAAAGAAAACCACAAUCCGCUCUACCGACCGACCCGCUGACUCGACUACUCACGAAUCGUGCGAUCCCACUGGCUGCACCGUUUUCGUUGACCGGCGCGUACCGAACCGCAACCUUCCUGAAAAUAGCCCGCCAUCGUGUGACGUCGCGCUCCCCGCACGCGACCGGAAGGACCAUGCGGGAGAAGCAGGACGUGGAGGGUCUACGAGAGGGGCAUCCAGGAGGGUCUGAUCGCGGGUGCGGGAGAGCUCUCGUGGGGGAUGCGCAUUGGGGGGAAUGCUGUGAUUGUGUUGGUGAUGGUGGUGAUGGUGGUGGUGGUGGUCAUGCCCGCCGACCGUGUGUUUCCCGUCGCAGCACGCCCGCACGUUCUCGAGCCCCUGGAAGCCCUCAUCUGACAUGGAGUCCUCAUGGAGCUCGAAGUCGAGGUCUUCCUCUUCUUGCCCGCCAGGGACGUGCUCAAAAGGAUUCGUGGGGCUGUAGGGUCCAUCCGCGCCCCAACGGAGGUACUCCGCCGCCGGGGUGCCAGAGCGCUUUCCAAUGGAACCGCCGACGGACAGUUGCGACUGGCUUCGCUGCCCACGAGGCGUCACGUUGAAUGAUUCCCCGCUUGUCUGGCCGCUGUGGCCGCUCCGGAAGCUUUGGGGGCUCGAGAGGAGGCCACCCGGAGCAGGCUGGUUAUCAUCGUCCGGCAGAUCCGAGUGGACAGAUAGCGGGCUCAACGGUGCUGCAGGCAUCGCGGUCCUGUUGGCCAUGUUCGCGGGCGACGAGAUGGUCAUGCCGUUCGGUCUUGUGAGAAGGUACUUCAGAGCAUUUAGCCAGAUGUCGUGUCUCUCCUUCGUCGGGGCGGUGAUCUUCAUCUCCCUCUGCGGCGUGGAGACCACCACGCUGUAUUGGUAGAGGCCGGGAGGCAUCGGGUUGGGGUCGAGAACGGAUCGGAC
This is a messenger RNA of Heterobasidion irregulare TC 32-1, 3791 nucleotides long. RefSeq lists its product as uncharacterized. NCBI's taxonomy places the organism in Eukaryota, Fungi, Basidiomycota, Agaricomycetes, Russulales, Bondarzewiaceae. Gene Ontology annotation, molecular function: zinc ion binding; SNARE binding. The transcript is spliced from 17 exons. The coding region runs from base 1 to 2535 and encodes 844 amino acids. The record is from RefSeq and is a predicted model, not a curated record. Gene Ontology annotation, biological process: endoplasmic reticulum to Golgi vesicle-mediated transport; COPII-coated vesicle cargo loading; intracellular protein transport. Gene Ontology annotation, cellular component: endoplasmic reticulum exit site; COPII vesicle coat.